AUGGCCCACCGGAGCCAAACUAGGGUCCUACGAGCUUGCGACUCGUGCACAUACUCCAAACAAAGAUGCGAUGGGCAGCGACCAUGCCGUCGUUGCGCAGAGCGCAAAGAAGAAUGUCAUUACACCAAGGCUGUCCGAAAGCGUGGUCGCCGUCCAAGGACAGAUCCCGGUCGGAACCUGCAACGAGAGGACCAGGACUUUGGGAACAGUUCGCCUCAGAAUCAGUCAAGGAGUCCUGGAGAUACCGUGAUUUCGAGUAAUACUUCAAAUCAGGAUGCACCUUCGGUUAUUUCUUCUUUGGAGAACAGAUCGUACGGGCUCGAUGCAAAUGCAAAUGCAAAUGACACGGGGCAUAACACAAGCCCUUCUAGUGCAGAGAAAUUUGCGACCAACAAUCCGCCAUUCUCUGCGCAGAAAGAUUCAUUAAAUACGCUUUUCCAGACUCCACUGAGCAAUAUGUCACUCGAUCAUCGCGGUUCAUUGGCAGGUCUUCAUCAGAAUCUCUUUGAUGAAGUCCCCGGGUCAAUGACGGACCAAAUUUCAAUGAAACCACCUUACCGCUGCCUCGAUUCGAUCCUCCCGCACUUGAAUGGACUCCUGUCAGCAGAGGAGGCUUCAGAGAUGCUCGAAAUUUACUUCAAUGAGAAGCACAAUUCCAUGUUCAAGUCAACCUCUCCCUACCUGCUUGCCCAUGUCCUACACCCAUCAUCGGUCCUUCACCCUACUGAUCCUCGGCCAACAUCAUCGGCUCUUCUCGCUGUGAUUCUAUUUUGUGUUGCGCAGACGGCCGACAUGAAGAUAUUUGACACACCAGGAGCCCGAGAGCGCAUGAGCGUGGAUCUCUAUCGUCUUUCAUUAGACCUGCUUCAACCUGAAGAUCCAGAUAAUUACUUUCGCACAUCGGACGGUUGGCAAUUCCACCCCCAUCCCAGCGGUGGCACACCAAGUAAUUCACAUUCAGCCCCAGAUCGACAAGCGAGCGGCAAGGCUUUACUACCACGACAGCUAGGCUCCACCGAUACGAUUCUGGCCGUCACGAUCCUGACGAUAGUAAUAUCGGGUGGUCACUAUAAAGCCGACUCGCUUAAAUGGCGCGACAAGUUAAUUCGGCUAGUGCGGGCUAGUGGACUCAGCAUGGAGGACCAAGACAUUGAUCUCGGCCCUGUUUUCUAUGGUCUAUACAAUGGUGAUGCUACUUUCCGAAGAUGGCUGGUCGCAAAGGAAGAGCGCAGGCGUCUGUUUUGGCUGGUCUACUGCCUAGACCGACAUUUGGCUCUGUCUUUCAAUAUGCGAAUAAGUAUUGCUGAAGGCACUUUUUGCGUGCGAACGCCCCUGCCGGAGAAGCUUUGGCAAUCACUUGAUACGGCAGAUCUGAACUGUAUCCCGGCCUGUUCGUUGGGGCCUCCUACUCAAAUAUCGGGCUCUGGAUUCUUUGAAUAUUUUCUGCCUUUGGCGAGAGUACUGGGCCAUAUCAUCGAUUUGCAUCAUGUUCGGGCCCAUCCCACACUUGGACAGUUCAUUCCCCAUGAAGCUGUGCACCGUAUAGAGACAAUGAUAGCACAGCGAGAGCAAGAGCUCGUUGACUUGGAUGGUCAAGCGGAAUCAUAUCUCGCCAAUGACGGCGCCCUUCAUUCUUUCUCUGGACAAUCCAAUGGAGGGCCCUCCCAGGGCGUGGACCAAUUCGGUUCUCCCACGACAGGGACAUCAAAGGAUCCAAAGCUCCAACUUGUAAAGAUCUACAGUACCUACCUACUGCAUGUCUUCUACAUAUUGUUACAUGGAAAAUGGGACCCCAUCUCAAUGAUCGAAGACAGAGACGACUGGAUCACCUCCGAAAGCUUCUUAACCUGUGCCUCGCACGCCUUGAGUGCAUCCGGGGUUGUUUCGCAAAUUCUGACCAUCGACCCGGAAAUGACAUUCAUGCCUUACUUAUUCGGAAUUUACCUUCUCCAGGGCAGUUUCAUCCUCCUUCUAUUUGUGGAUCGAAUGCCAGAGCUUGGUCCAAAUCGAUCGGUGGAAGAGGUGUGCGAAACAAUUAUCAGAGCUCACGAGGUUAGCGUUGUUACUCUCGAUACUACUUUCCAAAAAAACUUCCGCAAGGUAUUCAGGUCGAUGUUGUAUGAUGCCCAGCAGGCUGGGCCGCAUUCUUGGGAUGAGCAUAAGGCUCGACGAAGAGAGUUGCUUUCUCUUUAUCGCUGGACACCCUUGGCUCAGGGUUUGACCUAUUGA
This is a messenger RNA of Penicillium subrubescens, 2229 nucleotides long. RefSeq lists its product as uncharacterized. Bases 1 to 2229 code for a protein of 742 amino acids. Gene Ontology annotation, biological process: DNA-templated transcription; regulation of DNA-templated transcription. The record is from RefSeq and is a predicted model, not a curated record. NCBI's taxonomy places the organism in Eukaryota, Fungi, Ascomycota, Eurotiomycetes, Eurotiales, Aspergillaceae. Gene Ontology annotation, molecular function: DNA-binding transcription factor activity, RNA polymerase II-specific; DNA binding; zinc ion binding. The transcript has 6 exons.